UGUCUUUACAGAUGUCAAAGAUUCCCUUUCCAUCCUGGGCAGUUAAAUGGAUCAACAUCAGAAAGAAUUACAGUAAUUUUUACAGCACUAAAAGGAUGUGCCUGAAAGAGAUGCUGCGGAGGCUGGGAAUGAACUUUGAGGGUCAGCCCCAUUGUGGUCUUGAUGAUUCUCGCAAUAUUGCACGUGUAGCAAUUAAGCUCCUAAAGGAUGGAGCCAACUUGAGAGUUAAUGAACGUAUCCAUCUGAGGAAAGAUGGCAGUUAUAAUUCAAGAGCUCGAGUUUACAACAUAUCGAGACACAACUUCAGUGGAAUGAAGAAGAAAUUGCUGCCAAAAGACAAGUGCGAUGAUGUUGGUGAUGAAUGUGAGGACGAGUCGGGUACUGAUCCUGAAGAUGUCAAACCUUGGGUCGACCCUACUGACAAAGACGAAUUUCCCGAUCUAAUGCCAAAGCCUCGUAUUAUGUUACAUCGAUGAAAUGUAGAGUAGACCGACUAUAGUACUCAAAAUAUUCUUAAGCUAUAUUUAGUUGUAAUUCAUUAACUUUUAUUUUCCCCUUAUUUUUAAAUAUAUAGAGAUCAGGAUAAGGUGUGGUAGAAAGAUACAACCCUUAAUUUAGAAUAUUUUUUUUUAUUCUAAAGUGCCUGCACUCUGCAGGAGGGGUGGGGAUAUUUGCUGUUUGGAGGGGCAUCUGAAUUGUAGUAUCGGUGCACCUCUGGCAAAAUAGUGAUAGAGUGAGUGCUGGUGAAAGUGUUUCUUCUUUUUCAGGUCACCUUGCCUAAGUGGGAGAUGGCUGGUUUAUUGAAAAGGAAAAUGCAUUCUAACAGAUCUUUAUCAAGUUAAUAUUAUCAUGUGUUCAGAAUAUUCAAUGCUUGGAGAUUAGGAGGAGGUACAGGGUUACUAAAAGUAUUUUCCAGAGAGAUGAGAAGUUGGUGAGGUGGUUGAAACAUUUAGAGAGGAUGGAACAAAAUAGGAUGAUUUGGAGGGCGUAUAAAUCUGUAGCAGAGGGAAAGUGGGGUAGGGGUCAUCCUUGGAAAGGCUGGAGGGAAGGGGCAGUGGAGGUUUUGGGUGCAGGCUUAGACAUCCAACAAGUGUGUGAGUGGAGGCAAGUGGUUUUUAUGACAUGGACGUGCGGUUGGAGCAUGAGCAAGGUAAUACAUAUUUAUGAAGGGAUUCAGGGAAACCAUUAGCCAUACUUGAGUCCUGGAGGUGGGUAGUACAUUGCCUGCACUCUGAAGAAGGGAUGAGGGAUAUUUGCAGUUUUGUACUGUAGUACAGUGGACCCCCGAUUAACGAUAUUUUUUCACUCCAGAAGUAUGUUCAGGUGCCAGUACUGACGGAAUUUGUUCCCAUAAGAAAUAUUGUGAAGUAGAUUAGUCCAUUUCAGACCCCCAAACAUACACGUACAAACACACUUACAUAAAUACACUUACAUAAUUGGUCGCAUUCGGAGGUAAUCGUUAUGUGGGGGUCCACUGUAUUGGUGCCCCUCUGGCAAGACAGUGAUGAAGUGAGUGAUGGUGAAAGUGUUCUUUUUCAUGGGUCACCCUACCUUGAUGGGAGAUGGUCAGUUUGCUAAAAAAAAAAAUAGGUAAAAAAAAUAUAAAUUUAUUUAA
Cherax quadricarinatus is the source of this 1615-nucleotide messenger RNA. The record is from RefSeq and is a predicted model, not a curated record. NCBI's taxonomy places the organism in Eukaryota, Metazoa, Arthropoda, Malacostraca, Decapoda, Parastacidae.